Messenger RNA from Cygnus olor (mute swan), 3556 nucleotides. It is a transcript of the gene MYO1A, whose product is annotated as myosin IA. Gene Ontology annotation, biological process: actin filament organization; sensory perception of sound; vesicle transport along actin filament. NCBI's taxonomy places the organism in Eukaryota, Metazoa, Chordata, Aves, Anseriformes, Anatidae. The record is from RefSeq and is a predicted model, not a curated record. Gene Ontology annotation, molecular function: ATP binding; actin filament binding; microfilament motor activity. Gene Ontology annotation, cellular component: actin cytoskeleton; cytoplasm; microvillus.
GCUGGGACCCUGCGAGGGGGGCCCGGCGGCUUUGGCGUGCUGCGUGCCUCAGUUUCCCUGCCCUCGGCCGGGCUCCGUGCCCGGGGGGAGGGCCCUGGGCCCCCGCCCCCCCCGUGGGCCGGCCGGGGCCAAGCCCCAGCACCGGGAUCUGGAGCAGCCCCGGCUCGGCAGCUCCAGCAGCCGGUGCCCUGCCAGCGGGAGGUGCCCCGGAGCUGCCCGGCCAUGGAAGCCGCCGCCACGCUGCUGGACGCUGAGGCCGUCGGGGACCUGGUGCUGCUGGACCCGCUCACCGAGGAGUCGCUGCUCCGCACCCUGCAGGAGCGCUUCCGCCGCAGUGACAUCUACACGUACAUCGGGGAUGUGGUGAUCUCGGUGAACCCCUACCGGCCCCUGCCCAUCUACACCCCUGAGAAGGUGCAGGAGUACCACAACUGCAACUUCUUUGCCGUGAAGCCCCACAUCUACGCCAUCGCGGACGAUGCCUACCGCUCCCUGCGGGACCGGGACCGGGACCAGUGUAUCCUCAUCACCGGUGAAAGCGGCGCCGGCAAGACAGAGGCCAGCAAGCUGGUGAUGUCCUACGUGGCGGCCGUGUGCAGCAAAGGGGAGGAGGUGGACAAGGUGAAGGAGCAGCUCCUGCAGUCCAACCCCGUGCUGGAGGCCUUCGGAAAUGCCAAAACCAUCCGCAAUGACAACUCCUCCCGCUUUGGCAAGUACAUGGACGUGGAGUUCGACUUCAAGGGCGAGCCCCUGGGAGGGGUCAUCAGCAACUACCUGCUGGAGAAAUCCCGCAUCGUCCGGCACACCAAGGGCGAGAGGAACUUCCACAUCUUCUACCAGCUCCUGGCCGGCGGCUCGGCGCAGCUGCUCCAGCAGCUGAAGCUCCGUCAGGGCUCCCAGCACUACGGCUACCUGAACCGGGAGAGCUCCAACCUGCCUGGCAUGGACGACGCAGCCAACUUCCGUGCCAUGCAGGACGCCAUGGCGGUCAUCGGCUUCUCGCCCGCCGAGGUGACGGCGCUGCUGGAAGUGACGGCCGUGGUGCUCAAGCUGGGCAACGUGGAGCUGAGCAGCUGCUACCAGGCCAGCGGGAUGGAGGCCUGCAGCAUCGCCGAGCCACGGGAGCUGCACGAGAUCUGCGAGCUGAUCAAGCUGGACCCCGGCACGCUGGAGCAGGCGCUGUGCUCCCGCACCGUGAAGGCACGGGAUGAGACUGUGCUCACCGCCCUCAGUGUCUCCCAGGGCUACUACUGCCGGGACGCGCUGGCCAAGAACAUCUACAGCCGCCUCUUCGACUGGCUGGUGAACCGCAUCAACACCAGCAUCCAGGUGAAGCCGGGCAAGCAGAGGAAGGUGAUGGGUGUCCUGGACAUCUACGGCUUCGAGAUCUUCCAGGACAACGGCUUUGAGCAGUUCAUCAUCAACUACUGCAAUGAGAAGCUGCAGCAGAUCUUCAUCCUGAUGACCCUGAAGGAGGAGCAGGAGGAAUACGUCCGAGAGGGCAUCCAGUGGACGCCGGUGGAGUUUUUUGACAACGGCAUUAUCUGUGACCUGAUCGAGAAUAGCAAGUGCGGGAUCCUGGCCAUGCUGGAUGAGGAGUGCCUGCGGCCCGGCGUGGUGAACGAGGACACCUUCGUCACCAAGCUGAACCAGCUCUUCGCCACCCACAAGCACUACGAGAGCAAGGAGACGCAGAAUGCCAAGCACGUCACGGACCUCAGCCUGCCGCAGCGCUGCUUCCGCAUCCACCACUACGCCGGCAAGGUGACCUACAACGUGACGGGCUUCAUCGAGAAGAACAACGACCUGCUCUUCCGUGACCUGUCGCAGGCCAUGUGGGCUGCUCAGCACACGCUGCUGCGCUCCCUCUUCCCCGAGGGCGACCCCCAGAAAGUCUCCCUCAAGCUGCCCCCCACUGCCGGCUCCCAGUUCAAGACCUCGGUGGCGACGCUGAUGAAGAACCUCUACUCCAAGAACCCCAACUACAUCAGGUGCAUCAAGCCCAACGACACCAAAACGGCGAUGCUCUUCACGCCGGAGCUGGUGCUGGCACAGAUCCGCUACCUGGGGCUGAUGGAGAACGUGCGGGUGCGGCGGGCGGGCUACGCCUUCCGCCAGCUCUACAGCCCCUUCCUGCAGCGCUACAAGAUGCUGGGCACCAAGACCUGGCCCCACUGGGCGGGCAGCGACAGGGAGGGGACUGAGGUGCUGCUGUCGGAGCUGAAGUUCCCCCCCGAGGAGCUGGCUUACGGCUACACCAAGAUCUUCAUCCGCUCGCCACGCACCCUCUUUGACCUGGAGAAGCGGCGCCAGGAGCGCAUAGGCGAGCUCGCCACCCUCAUCCAGAAGACGUUUCGGGGCUGGCGGUGCCGGACCCAGUAUCAGCUGAUGCGCAAGAGUCAGAUCAUCAUCUCUGCCUGGUUCCGGGGCCAUGCGCAAAAGAACAGGUACAAGCAGAUGAAGCGGUCGGCGCUGCUCCUCCAGGCAUACGCGCGGGGCUGGAAGUCUCGCAGGCUCCUCCGGGAGCUGAAGGUCCAGCGCCACCGCCACCUGGCCGCCAGCACCAUUUCUGCUUACUGGAAAGGGUACAAGGUCCGCAGGAUGUACCGGCGAUAUUUCCGCUCCGGCGCCAGCACGCGCCUGGCCAACUUCAUCUACCGGCGGCUGGUGCAGAAGUUUCUCGUGGGGCUGCAGAAGAACCUCCCGCCGAUGUCGGUGCAGGACCGGACCUGGCCCCCAGCACCCUACAAGUUCCUGGCGGGCGCGAACCAGGAGCUGAAGAACAUCUUCUACCACUGGAAGUGCAAGAAGUACCGGGACCAGCUGACACCACAGCGGAAAGCCCUGCUGCAGGCCAAGCUCUGCGCCAGCGAGCUCUUCAAGGACAAGAAGACGCUCUACAGCAAGAGCCUGCAGCAGCCCUUCCAGGGCGAGUACUUGGGGCUGACGCAGAACCCCAAGUACCAGAAGCUCCACGCCGGCCAGGACAAGCUGGUGAUGGCUGAAACCGUGAUGAAGGUGAACAGAGCCAACGGCAAGACGGUGCCGCGCCUGCUGCUGCUGACCACCGAGCACCUGGUCCUGGCCGACCCCAAGGCCGCCCAGCCCAAGACCGUGCUCAGCCUGAGCGACAUCCGCGGCGUCUCCGUCACCCCGCUUUCCGACGGCUUGCUGGCCCUGCACCUCAAGGAGACCUCCACGGCGGGGAUCAAGGGCGACCUCCUGCUCGUCAGCAGCCACCUCAUCGAGCUCAUCACGCGCCUGCACCAGACCCUGAUGGCUGCCACCUCCCAGGCCCUGGCCCUGCACAUCACAGACCAGUUCUCCACCCGCUUCCAGAAGGGCGACAUGGCCAUCACUGUGGUGGAGUCGGCCAAGGGCAGCAACGACGUCCCCGUCUGCAAGAAGCGGGGCAGCCACAAGAUGGAGGUCCUGGUCCACUGAGAGCCCCCCCCUGCCCACCAGGCACCCCCCCACACACACACCUCGCCCUGCCCCACUGGGCCCAGCAGCAGAACUACCGCAACCCCAUUAAAUGUUUUUUUUGGUGUCUGCA